AACAAAAUCUGCACCUGGGUCCAGCUGGGCAAGAGCGGUGGCUGCCUCAGAUACUGUGUUGUCCGCGUGGGUAACGGUCGGGAUCUCAAAACACGUGGACAAGGAGGGCAGAGGCAGUUAUGAUGUGUGGACUGUGCUGUUACAUAAGGAAUGAAUUUUAAGUUACUGGAGUGUAAGACUGAGGGGUAGUGUGUGUCAAGUUUCGUGUUUGUGAUGGUUAUAGUUCUCGUUUUAUCAAAAUUGCAAUAUAUAUUCAGAUAUACUGGAAAUACAAAUUGAAUAUUGGUCUUGUGUGUCGAUUUCAUCCGAGGACAAGUAUUGAUAGAACAUAGUUUACGGCGAUCACUCGGCACCUGUUUGUCAGUGAACACCCACAAGACAUAAUAAGGAAAUAAAGAUUAUCAGAAGCAUAUAUCAAGGACCAAUAAAAUGGAGCUUCAGAAUCGGAAAUGCUGUCAGCUGAAAAUGACAACCUGGCAGAAAAUUGCAAGGUUCAUGCUCAUGUUGUCGGCGGCAACAUAUGUGGAUGCGGCAGCAGCGGGUGACUCGUUGGAGGAAGUGGCGAGCGAGGGGAAACUGCACUAUGAGGUGAUCAUGAGGGAAGCCAAGAUGCCCAAGUAUGGCGAUUGUUACCAGAACGCCUUAGAGGAUCUGCACAAUGGCUGUAGCAACCUUGACGACGAGGUAAGUUUUCUAACUCUUAUCUCUUUCUUAUUAAGCCUCAGAACUGCCUCUGAGGAUGUGAGUUCCCAGCUGAGUCGGGCGGUGGACUCGGCAACCGCUCUGCGCAACCAGCUGGACAGCCAGAUGGUAGCGUCCAGGGAGGCAAUUAAGGGCGUUUUUGCCGAAUUCAGGGAAACCACGGCUGAACAACGCGGUCUCAUAGUCGACGUUUUCGACCAAGUUUCUCAACUCCAGUCACUCGUUAUGGGGGAAUUUACGUGGUUUUAUUCUGUUGUGUUUUACGUGAGCGGUGUCCUCGUAACACUCGUCGCCACCUGCACCCCGAGGACAGCGAGUGCCCGUCUGCCUCUCCUCACUAUCCUCGCCUUUUCCCUCACUCUGGAACGAGCUGUGACUGCCUGGCUGCUCGCCAACACGCACAUCGACUCUUUCCAGAUCGAAGUCCACACGGCUGUCUGGGGUAUUCGGCGAGCCUGUGUGUUUGUGUGUUUCCUCUCCCUCAUCCGCGCCCUGCUCUCCUACAGAGACCCCGUUGCAGUCACAGCAGCGCGUCUGGAAGAGCUCGCGUCAGCCACGAGUGAAAUCAAGAAGCUGAUGAAUAAUACACCAGGAGCCUUGGAACUAACCAAUACGACACUAGCUAGUCUAUCUCAGGUCCUAAAUGACAGUGCUUCUUCCGACGACACGUAUGAGCCCAGUGAUGCUUCGGGUAUCGAAGACCAGUUACUCGAUGAUUAUGAUUUCGAGAAGGAGUCAGGUGGAUGGUCGACCUCAAGAUACUCCCUGAGGAGGCGCCAGAACGAGACGAAAGUCCAGAACCCAGUAGUGAGCAUGGAGAGUCCUGAGGCCUUUGGCAGGACAGUCCGCCGCAUGGAGAACAUUUCCAUGCACCGUUCGCGUGUUCAGGCCCGUCGUCUGUCUAAGAGCACGCAGCAGGCCAGUGUGACGAAGAUUUCAGACAUUUCCUAUGGUCACUUUGCAGACAGGACGAAAGAUUCAGGAAUCGAGUCUCUGUCUGGUUAGAUUGUGGAUUUUUUCUUCAUUAUACAAAAACAAACUCAAGUUUCUACUUGAGCUAUUUCCCUUUUAAUUUUUAUAAAACGAAGGUUGUGUGAUAAAAGUUUUUUAAAAGUGCUAGCUAUACUGUUUUAUAUGCAUAUUUUCUAAAGUGCUAGCAAUGUUGUCGAAUGUAUAAAUAUUUAUCAGUAACAAUUUAUUCUGAUAAUUAUUUGGGCCCUCAUUCGAAAAUGGUCAAAUGUAUGUCCAUUUUCUUUUACUUGCAAUUACAGAAUGUUAUAUAAUCGACAGUUACUGGAGAGGCCAUAUUUCCAUAUUAAUUUAAUUAAAACAUACAAAUCUGUUUUUUAGCAUCUCAAGUGUGAUUUUGUUUCGGGUUCUGAUAGUCUUUUUUUGUUUUUUGUUAGGAAGUAUUUUGAGCCCUAUGAAGGACAUUGAAUAAUUGAGCGAUGUAGCUAGUUUUUAAAUACUAAUUUUAAAUAUUACCAUACAAUAAUUUGAUUGAUUGAUGUAUGUAUAUAUCUUCGCUAUUGUAAUUAUAUGCAAGGUUUUACAAUUGUGUGAAGUGCUAAUAAAGAGUACAUAAGAAGA
This is a messenger RNA of Penaeus chinensis, 2292 nucleotides long. RefSeq lists its product as uncharacterized. Bases 430 to 1707 code for a protein of 425 amino acids. Lineage: Eukaryota; Metazoa; Arthropoda; Malacostraca; Decapoda; Penaeidae. The transcript has 9 exons. The record is from RefSeq and is a predicted model, not a curated record.